Myripristis murdjan (pinecone soldierfish) is the source of this 5096-nucleotide messenger RNA. RefSeq names its product transforming, acidic coiled-coil containing protein 2 (gene tacc2). The record is from RefSeq and is a predicted model, not a curated record. Gene Ontology annotation, biological process: cerebral cortex development; mitotic spindle organization; nuclear migration. The transcript has 21 exons. NCBI's taxonomy places the organism in Eukaryota, Metazoa, Chordata, Actinopteri, Holocentriformes, Holocentridae. Gene Ontology annotation, cellular component: cytoplasm. Bases 34 to 4158 code for a protein of 1374 amino acids.
UGUAGCGCCAGAGUCACUUCGCCAGAGGAGGACAUGGAAUACAAGAUGGGGAGCUGCAUUGGAAUUGCACGCAGCCAGGCUGAAGCCCACGCGGAGAGUUUGACUCACAGGGAGAACGGAGCGGUGCUGACUGAACCCUCCACCGCCCAGCAGAGUCUGCUCUCUCAGCCUGUCCUCCCAGACGUCCCCGUCGUCACUGGAGUGGAGGAGAGCCGAGGAGGAGCUGAAGACCAGGAGGACAAAGAGGAGCUCGAGUUCCCCCAUGACCUGCUGCCCAGUCUAGACUUCAGCAGUGAGCUCAACAUCUGGGAGUCCUCACUGGGACCCCUCCCAUCUCUGGCCUCUCCUCAACAAGAGUUUCUUACUCCGACUGAGGAGAUAGCUGCUCCUCUACAGCAGGAGGAGAUCCCGCCACCGGAGCAAGCAGCAGAGAGCACAACAGAGAUCCCACCUAAAGAACCAACACAGGAGCCAGUAGAGAUCCCAGAACCAACAGGGUGGGCAGUAGAUCUCCAAGAAGCAACAAAAAAGCCAGUAGAGCUCCCAGAGCCAACAAAGAAACCAGUAGAAGACUCAGAACCUGUAAAGGAGCAAGGUGAGCUCUUAAUACCAACAAAAGAGGCAGAAGAGCUCCCCGAACCAACGAAGAAGGCAGAGACCCUCCCGGACCCAGCGAGGGAGCCAAUCAGUGAGCUGCCAGAGAAACUAGACGAAAAACCAGCAGUGACUCCACCAAAAGACGCAUCAGAGGAGCCAGCUGGGGAAACUCCAGUGAAAGAUACAGUCCAGGAUCCUGUUGAGGAGCCGCGGGACAGUGGGCCCUCCCUCACUGAGCAGGCACACAGAGGUGACCCUGCUCCUGCCUCUGCCUCCCUACCUCCUCCUCCCUCCGGACACCAUUUCCCGCCUGCCCUUCCUCCUCACCUCCAGGACACAACCGAGUUCCCCACUCCUCCUCCAACCCCUCCAGAGAGGCAGACUCCCGAAGCUCGUGUGACCCCACCUGCAUCCCCCCGCCCUCCUGCACCGGCUCCUGCCUCCCCACCUCCACCCUCUGCUGCACCCUGCCAUCCCCCUGCAAGGAGCUCAGACUCUGAUGGAGCAUUUGAGACCCCUGAAUCCACAACUCCUGUGAAAGCUGUUUCCCCAACAGAACUCCCCAAGCAGCAGGAACCAUCCGAGGAACAAGUAGCAGACACCGCAGUCAGUGAUUCUGCCUCUGACCUGACUUCAGCUCAGGCACCCAGCCGUUCUCUCUCCAUUGUUUUUGAUGAGGACAAGCCCAUUGCAGCCAGUGGCACAUACAAUAUUGACCUUUUUGCUGCAGACUUGCCAAGUCGCACUCUGACCCGUUCUCUCAGUCUCCAGGGAGGAGAGCUAGACACUUCUGGUUCAGUAGACGAAUCUAUAGCCGAGGGCUUCCGUCCACAUGCUGAGUCCUUCAGCAUAGGCACUGAGAGUACCCCUGGAUCUGUCCACAGGCCCAAGAAAGUACGUACUGGGUCUGUGAAGAAGAAGCCUCUCCUCAGACAGACUUCUAACCCUGAGAGUCCAAGGCCAGCCUCCUCAAGCAGUACUCCAGAGGUGAAGAAGAGGGCCAAACCUCGAACAGCCAGCCCUCUCCAGGCCCAGGACGAACCAGAGAGAGCCUCUGCCGCUCCCAGUCCUGGAGGAACCCUCCGCAGGGCCAGGAAGAGCCGUGUGGAGACUCCUCCUCCUCUCCCAGAGGAGACCAGUCACACCAGCCCAGAGGAGAGGCUUCCAACCCCUGUAUUACCUUUGUGUCAGGAGGAGACUUCUCUCUCUGGGAGUCCACCAGUCAAAGAGGACUCCCCCAUCCCCCCUAGUGCCUCCUACAAAUGGGACCCAGACAACUUUGAGAAUAUCGACCCUUUUAAGACAGGAGGUAGUAAAAUUGCUAACUCUCCCGUGUUGGGUCGUAAAGCUGUUGAGGGUGCCCCCAUUCCUACCCCCCCAGAGAGUCCCCCUGUACCUGCUGUAGAGCCGCCUCACCACGAUCCUCCAGCUGCUCAUAAAGAGACAAUUACCAACCCUGAGGAGCAGCCCAUUGUCACUAAGCGCCAGCCAGUAAGGCUGGAGUUUGACUACUCUGAGGAGAAUAGUGAGGCAUCACACCAGGCCUCACCACCGCCCAAGAAACUGGGCAAGAAGCCCGGUGGCAAGAUGCCUCUGAGGAAACCAAAGCUGGGGCUGAAGAAGGCCCCACCAGCACAGACAGAGCAGCUGGACAAUGACCAUCCAGCUGUCCCCAAUGGCAACGAGGAGGACAUGCCUAUCCCAAAUGUAUCUUAUAACUUUGACCCUGACAAGUGGGAAGAUCCCAACUUCAACCCUUUCACUUCAAAGAAAGGAAUUCCCAAUUCCCCCAAACUGUCUAGGCCUUCCUAUAACUUUGACCCAAAUAACUUUGAUGACGCCACAGACCCAUUCAAACCCUCAAAUAAGAUGGCCAACUCCCCACCCAAAGCCUCUGCCUCCUUUGAGGUGCCAGCCAAUGACAAUGACAUUGAAAAUGACAAUGACAACAUUGCAGAGCUGGAAGACCACAAUCAAAACAAACCUGCCAAGAAGAAGAAAACUCCCAUCAAAUCUAACACUUUCAGAGUGAAGAGGUCUCCAAAGAAAUCGCCAAUCUCUGACCCAUCACAAGAACCCACACCUGUAGAGGAAGCCCCCUCUCUUCACCAACAGGAUGACCAUGCCACAGAUGAGGAGAAGUUGGCCUCCUCCACCAAUCAGAAGUGGGCAGCGCUGCAUGACAUGGAUGCAGAUUUGACCUCCAACUCGCAGGACUUCCCUCAACCAUGUGACCUCACGUCCUUUGUCAAUGAGAACAGUCUUCCUCAUCAGACUCCAGCGCCAGACUAUGAAAUUGAGUACAUGGAGAAGAUUGGCUCUUCUUUGCCUCUGCUGUCGGCGAAGAAGCCAUCUCUGUACCUGAAGCUGGACUCUGUAUCUGACAACUUGGCCAAAAAUACCUGCAUGCAUGGAUCUGAGCCCAGCUCUCCUUGCACAGGGAGUUUUGAGGAGAUGGAGGCCCAGAUAACAGCAGGCAUGAAGACACCGGUGCUAUGCUCUCGGCCCGGACCUGAGGGCUCUGCUGGAGACAAGGGCAAGAAGAGGGAGAGCGAGGCACUCAGCCGAACACAGAGCGCCGAGAGGGACGAGCAGCCCCCUAGCCAGAGCCCAGUGGAGGCCCCUGCUCCGGCUCUGGCCAUGCCCCUGUUAGACAGGCUGUCUGACUGUGGCGACCCCCUGCAGUACCUGGAGCCUGACCUGGCUGAGACCAACCCCACUGCCUUCGCCCACAAGCUACAGGAGGAGCUGGUGCUUGCUGCCCUGAGGAUAGAGGCUCUGCAGGUAGCCAAAAACAUCUCUCAGUGCCCCUCCCUCUCCAAUGUAACCCCACAGCAGAGAGAUGUGCCGUCUCCAGUAGAGAGUGCUGUGUCCAAGUCCUCCCUCUACACCAGGACGUCCACCGGCUACAGCGAGGGGGAGAGCCCCUACCUGCCCAGAGAGCUGGACCACUCCCUGGGGAUAGCACGAGAGGAGAUUGUGACAAAAGAGAAGGAGGUGCUGGAGUGGCAAAGGAAAUACGAGGACAGCCGACAAGAAGUGGUGGAGAUGAGGAGAAUCGUUGCUGAGUAUGAGAAGACCAUUGCUCAGAUGAUAGGCAUGCCAGAGGAUGAGCAGAAAGAGAAGUCUCUGUCCCACCACACCAUCCAGCAGCUGAUAAUAGAGAAGGACCAGGCCUUGGCAGACCUCAACUCAGUGGAAAAGUCUCUGGCAGAUCUCUUCCGACGCUACGAGAAGAUGAAAGAUGUGCUGGAGGGCUUCCGCAAGAACGAGGAGGUGCUGAAGAAAUGCGCUCAAGAGUAUCUGUCCAGGGUCCGUAAGGAGGAGCAGCGCUAUCAAGCCCUGAAGAUUCAUGCGGAGGAGAAACUAGACAAGGCCAACUCCGACAUAGCCCAGGUGCGAGCCAAGGCAAAGCAGGAGCAGGCAGCCUACCAGGCCAGCCUGAGGAAGGAGCAGAUGAAGGUGGACUCUCUGGAGCGCACCUUGGAGCAGAAGAACAAAGAGAUUGAGGAGUUGACAAAGAUCUGUGAUGAGCUGAUCGCCAAAAUGGGGAAGAGUUAGCGGCAACGCCACAUCCCGGCCAAAUCUCACAGAGAAGGGAAGCGGCUGUCAGAGAUUUACCUGGGACAUGGAAAAGAGGAGAGGGAAUAUUUUACCACUCCUCACUGGACUGAUGGACAUCUAAGGCCAAAAUGGUGUUGGAGUUAUAUUUCCUACUGACUUUGUGUAUAACAGGAUCCACAGGAGCGGCUUCCUCUUUAUCACCCUGUACAUUUUGAUGUGUCAGUGUAUUUUACUGUAUCAGGGGUCUGGUCUCAAGUUUUAAAAUAUGUGCAUACCAUAUCACUAAUGGGCGUAUGUGUGCAUGUGUGUAUGAGAGUGUGUGUUUUCGUGUGCUAGUAUGAAAAUGAAAGAAGCUGAGAGCGUUGAUUGUGGGUUAAAUCAUCUACAAUGAUGUUGCCAUGACAGCCACUGAUGGAGAAGACUGUUUACCCACUACUGUUGUUGUCUCUUCUUAUUACAAAAGAAAGAUAGCCUUUGAAAAAGAGUAAAGAUCAGUUAAUAAAAUGUUGAAUUACACCACUAAGAGAAUACAAACAAUAACAAUAGCUUAUUGCAUGUGAGAGAGGAAAGAUAAACUUGUAAUGUUUAUGUUUGUAUAUAGGAAAUUCAAAUUAUAAAAAAAAGACUCAUGCAUUUUUGAUACAGCUGCUCUGUCAUUCAAAACCUGCUUUCUUCAUGUAACCUUGUAGAUACUUGUCAUACUUGUCAUAGCUUUCUUGAUGAAAUCGUGGGAUUUUAUUUUUUGAUUUUAUUUUGAUAUAAAGGAAUCUAAUUGUUACUGUAAUCAGUCGUGACCAGGGGUAAUUUAAUUUUGGAUGGAUUUGUCCUAGUCCUGCAAUGGUUGUUGUGUCACUCCGAGGAGCAUCUCUGACUUCUCUGCACAGCUACUGUACAGCAUCUGCUUACAAAGUGCAAUAAAAGAUGGCAAUACAGCA